CGUCCAGUAGCAUACUUGUGUCUUGGAUGCAACCGAAACGGCCGAACGGCGUGAUUAUCAAGUACACGGUGUACGUAAAACACAAUAAGAUCGUUGAAAAGGAAAUCGUAUUCGGCGACAAGAGUACGAAGAUUGAGGUGAGGCGGCUCAAGGAAUUUCAACGGUACGAGUUUUGGGUGACCGCUUCGACCGUGGUGGGCGAAGGGCAGCCGAGUUUUCGGGUGAACCAGAGUCCAAAUUCCAGAGCACCAGCCAGAGUGGCGUCGUUCGGUGAACACGUGAACACCGUCGUAGGGUCCAAGUGCACGAUCGAGUGUUACAAGGUGGGCAUGCCGACUCCCGUCAUCGUAUGGAAGUCACCCGAAAACAUCGAAACCAAGGUGUUGUCCGACGGUAGUCUAUCCGUUGGCCCCGUGGUCGACAAAAAAUACUCGGGCAACUACACGUGCCAUGUGGAGAACAUAUUUGGCAGGGAUCAGAUUUCGUACACGGUCAACGUACUCUACCCUCCGUUGCCGCCCGAGUUCAGCGUAGACCCGGUAUCGACCAGCGCCAUUCGGAUCCAGUGGAAGCCGGUCAAACAGGCGGACGCCGUGACCACAGCCUACGUGCUCAACUACCACACCGGCAACGAACCACAGCAAAGCGUGGACGUGGAUUCCGACCGGUUUGCGUACACGGUGGAACGCCUGAAGUGCGGUACCAAAUACGCGGUGACCAUGCAAACCGUGAACACGGUCGGCACGAGCAACGUAGGUCCCGUCGUAGAAGUGUUUACGAAAGGUGGAGGUAAAUAUUAUGACGACGUUUCCGAUGACAGAUUUUUUUUUUAAAUUAAAUGAUAACUCUUAUGUUAACAAAAUAUAAUGUUAAGUCUCGAACGUAAAACUCAUACCUAUUAUAUAUUUUCACAUACAUCUAUAUUGAGCGAAAAACGGUAUAGGUACUGCAAGUCGGGGAGAAGGAUGACUUAUAGUUUCGUAUUCGAUAGCCGAUACAGUUCAGUGUAUACACAAUAAUAAUUUUUAGGUAUAUGAUAGUAUGAGACUCAAAAUCAUGUAUCAGAUAUCAAGUUUAUACGAGUUGUAUUUUUAAUAAAAUAUUAAGAUAAAAACAAAUGUAGGGAAGAGUAGGG
Molecule: messenger RNA, 1135 nt
Organism: Acyrthosiphon pisum (pea aphid)
Lineage: Eukaryota; Metazoa; Arthropoda; Insecta; Hemiptera; Aphididae
Product: Down syndrome cell adhesion molecule-like protein 1 homolog
Exons: 4
Coding region: 27-833 (268 amino acids)
Biological process (GO): cell-cell adhesion
Molecular function (GO): protein binding
Source: RefSeq, a predicted model, not a curated record